Messenger RNA from Williopsis jadinii, 2198 nucleotides. RefSeq names its product She10p (gene SHE10). Lineage: Eukaryota; Fungi; Ascomycota; Saccharomycetes; Phaffomycetales; Wickerhamomycetaceae. The record is from RefSeq and is a predicted model, not a curated record. The transcript has 2 exons. The coding region runs from base 1 to 2133 and encodes 710 amino acids.
AUGGUUUGUCCCAAUAUCAAAAGACUAGUGGUCUGGUCGACGUUGGUCUUUGUGCUGGCGAGAUUUGUGGACUUUUCAUCGAGUGAGUUCGACCCAGUGCGCUCACAAUGGACCGGCUCUGUUGAGUACCUCACGUCAAAUAAAAUCUACGGAGAGUAUAUCCAGCCUAUCAAUGAAAAGGUCAACCCAUACGUUACAGAGCUCAGUGAUAACUACGUUAGACCUUCAAUUUCAAAAGUUACUGCGAUCACCUCUGAUAAAUAUAAGGUUUACCUAUCCAACUACGUGGCACUUGCAUGCGCAAAGUUCACAAGUUCACCUGUUUAUGACUUUUGGAUUGAGCAGAAACCAAGAUUGGACUCGUUCUAUGCUAAAUCAUUGGUGUCUUUUGAUAAGUUGAGAGCAUUGACGACCAGAUACAUUGCAAUUUUUGUCAUCGAGUCUCAACGUGUGUUGAAAUUGGCUGCUGGGAAAUCGUGCCAAUGUUCUUGUGCUGCGAAGAAGUACAUCCACGACGCUUAUGUUACGCUGAAACCACAAGCUUGUGCCUUCUACAAGUCUAAGGUUGUGCCAGUUUCCAAAGAGGCAUGGUCCCAAACUUUGAAAUAUACUCGUGUUGCUUACGAACAGUCUAAACAGUUUUACAUUUCCACUGCUCAACCGCUUUUGGAAAAGUAUGUCUAUGCUCAUGUUAGACCGCUCUACGUCAAAUAUUUGGCUGGUUAUGUUGAUAAGUUAACACAACUUCUGGUGAAGUAUUACACAUUGUUCAGAUUGAACGAUGCCCUAAAUGCUUCAAAGAAACUCAUCUCCGGUUCUUAUGACCAGGCGCUGGUGUAUUUCAACAAGGACAGUUAUAUCCCAACGGAAAUUGAACCAACUACUUCGUUUGAAGAGGACUUACCAACAGACACCGACAUUGAUUUCGAAGCGGCUGAAACUGUUCGUGUGACUGAUGAUAGCGAAGACGAGAUUGAACCUGAAGCUGCUACCACCGACGACGAGGUUCCACUACCACAAGAAACUCCUGUGGUUGAAGGUGUCACUGAAGAGAAGGACUUGAAAGAACUUGACAGAACGAAAAGUACCGAUGAGGAGGAUAAUGCAGUUGUAUUGAGUCUUGCAGAGGAAAUCUCUGAGUGGAAGCGUUUCAUCGUUGAAUCUGUCCAAAACAUCUUUAAGAACUUUGAUACGACAAUUUCAACCAUGGAAUCUGAGCAGAUUGAAGAAUUCCAACCAAAGUUGUCAAAGGCGCUCCAAGAUAUGACCACCAAGGCACAGUUGAAUUUCCAAGAAAUCAACAAAGCCAUCUACAACAUUGAUUCCAAGACCGUUCUCUUGGAUAACGGUGAUGAAGCUGAAGUUGACAGAAACGGCAAUAUCAUUGAUCACAAGAUUACAAGACAAGAAAUCCGUGAUAUCUUGGCUGAAAAGAAGGACUUCUUGAAAGAGCGUGCAGAUGCAAUCAAUAUUCUAUUGAGAUCUUUUGUUUCUGGUCUUGAAGCUCAAGCUGAGGAGGAGAGAACUAUGAUUGUUGACGUAUAUGAAGAAUUUGCCGAAGUUGCGAUCAACGAGUUUAGCAAGAAGAUGAUGUACUCUAGCUUUGCUUCAAGCUUUGACAACUUACAAAAGGGCGGAGAUGGCGAAAAUGUUCGUGACUGGAAGGAUUACCUCAAGAUUAAGAAAGAUCUCAUUUCAAACAGAGAUGUUCUCAUAGAUAAGGCUGUGGAAUUCCCAUUAGUGGAAAAACUCUUGAGUGAAAUUUACCAAACAAUGAAGACGCUUGAACAAGAGAAUGGUAGUUACUUUGCCAUUUUGAGAGCCCAAGCCAAUUUGGCAUUCCAAGAACGUGAGCAACACGAACGUGAAGUUUCACAGCAUUUGGAAGAAGACGAGGACUACACGAUCACUAGUACUGUUAUCAAGUACCAAACCAUUAAUGUUGAUGGUGAGGUAGAGACCAAUUCUGCUGUUGUUGAUGAGGAGUUGGAGCAAGACAAUGAACAAAAAGAUGCACCAACUACAGAGACCAUUGAGUCAGCGACAGAAAACCCUAAACCAACCCCAUUGGCCGUUGUCGAUCGUCCUCAACGUGUUUACGCUCGCGCACCACCAAAGCCAGAGCACUCUUGAAGUUGCGUAUAUACUAAGCGGGUCUGUUUCUCAUCUACUUGCUUUCCUAAUUAUAUAUGUAACCU